Molecule: messenger RNA, 411 nt
Organism: Cordyceps militaris CM01
Lineage: Eukaryota; Fungi; Ascomycota; Sordariomycetes; Hypocreales; Cordycipitaceae
Exons: 3
Coding region: 1-411 (136 amino acids)
Biological process (GO): microtubule-based movement
Cellular component (GO): cytoplasm; cytoplasmic dynein complex
Molecular function (GO): dynein intermediate chain binding
Source: RefSeq, a predicted model, not a curated record
AUGAUGGCCGAUGUGACGAAUGGAAGUAGCGCCAUUCUGGACGAGAAGCUGUCGCGCCUGUCUAAGAAACCCGGCGUCAAGGCUAGCAUCGCCAUUGACCGAGCGAGCGGAUCGAUCCUCAAGACGAGCGGCGAUGUCUCGGUGCUAGGCACGACGCAAUCGCGGACGGCGUCGACAGCGGCGUCGUUUUCCAACGAGCCGGCCGCGGCCGAGGAGAGCACCUCCAAGGGCGUCGACGACUUUGCGGCCAUGAUUUGGAAGUUUGUCAACAACUCGGGUGACAUGGUGGAGGAAAUGGACAAGGAUGACGAGCUGCGGCUGUUACGACUACGAACCAAGAAGCACGAGAUUCUCAUUGUGCUGGACACGAAAUAUCUAUUGACAGUCAUUCACGAUGUCCCUACUGCGUGA